This is a messenger RNA of Jatropha curcas, 1030 nucleotides long. RefSeq names its product small ribosomal subunit protein uS3x. The record is from RefSeq and is a predicted model, not a curated record. NCBI's taxonomy places the organism in Eukaryota, Viridiplantae, Streptophyta, Magnoliopsida, Malpighiales, Euphorbiaceae. Gene Ontology annotation, molecular function: RNA binding; structural constituent of ribosome. Gene Ontology annotation, biological process: translation. Gene Ontology annotation, cellular component: cytosolic small ribosomal subunit; nucleus.
GAUAUAUAAACCUAAGUCUUUUCAGGCAUAAAAACCCUCACUCAACAUAGGGUUUUCAGAGCGCCACCUACUGUCGUCUUAGAUCUUCGCAUCUGCAAGUUAUCCAUCUAAAUCCAUAAUGGCGACCCAAAUGAGCAAGAAGCGAAAGUUUGUUGCAGACGGUGUUUUCUUCGCCGAGCUUAACGAAGUUUUGACCAGAGAGCUCGCCGAGGAUGGAUACUCUGGUGUUGAGGUUAGGGUCACUCCUAUGCGCACCGAGAUCAUCAUCAGGGCCACUCGCACCCAAAACGUUCUAGGUGAUAAGGGUAGGAGGAUCAGAGAGCUGACCUCCGUGGUGCAAAAGAGGUUUAAAUUCCCAGAAAACAGUGUGGAGCUCUAUGCUGAGAAAGUUAACAGCAGAGGCCUUUGCGCCAUUGCUCAGGCUGAGUCUCUUCGUUACAAGCUUCUCGGUGGUCUUGCUGUUCGUAGGGCCUGCUAUGGUGUGUUGAGAUUCAUAAUGGAAAGUGGUGCUAAGGGAUGUGAGGUAAUUGUCAGUGGGAAACUAAGGGCACAGCGUGCAAAAUCCAUGAAGUUCAAGGAUGGAUACAUGAUUUCAUCUGGCCAACCAGUAAAGGAUUAUAUUGAUUCUGCUGUGAGACAUGUCCUCCUACGACAGGGGGUUCUUGGUAUCAAGGUCAAGAUAAUGCUUGAUUGGGAUCCUAAAGGGAAGCAGGGCCCAACAACUCCUCUACCAGAUUUGGUCACGAUCCAUCCCCCCAAGGAGGAAGAGGAGUACGCCCGGGUACCUGUUGUGGCGACCGAGAUCGAGGUCCCAGUACCAGUAGCAGUAGCUUAGACUAAAAGCCCAUGCCGUUUAUUUCCUGAUUUUUAUUUAAUGAGCUUUAUUUUUCUUAUCUGUGACGAUGGCGUCGUGCUAGUUCUUUUGACUUUUUGAUACCCUUUGUCAAGUGAUACUAAAUUUUGUUUUACUAGAGCCAUUGAAUAUUAUGUUUCACAAGAGCUGUUAAAUUUAUCGGGAUUUUUUUUUUCA